Molecule: messenger RNA, 2836 nt
Organism: Archocentrus centrarchus (flier cichlid)
Lineage: Eukaryota; Metazoa; Chordata; Actinopteri; Cichliformes; Cichlidae
Gene: lpcat3
Product: lysophosphatidylcholine acyltransferase 3
Exons: 13
Coding region: 46-1440 (464 amino acids)
Biological process (GO): lipid modification; phosphatidylcholine biosynthetic process
Cellular component (GO): membrane
Molecular function (GO): lysophospholipid acyltransferase activity; 1-acylglycerophosphocholine O-acyltransferase activity
Source: RefSeq, a predicted model, not a curated record
CAGCUCUCUGAACGUGGCGAGCAGACGAUUCCGCCCACAAAAAAGAUGGCGGCCCCCUUGCUGGAGCAACUGUCGGAGUCUUUAGGUUCCCCGGAACCAGCGAUUCGACUCCUUUUAUCUAUUUUAAUCGGGUAUCCCUUUGCUCUGGUGGACCGGUGGUUCUUGUUCUACCAGCCUGCCACAGUUAUCCAUUUGUUCCACACGUUUUCUGGAUUGGCUCUUGCAGCGUUCAAUUUUGGCCCUCAGCUCUAUCACUCCGUAGUAUGUGUCCUUGUCCAAUUUCUGAUGCUGAGGCUCAUGGGAAGGACGGUAACAACUGUCCUGAGCAGCUUUACCUUUCAAAUGUUGUACCUGCUGGCGGGGUAUUAUUACACAGCCACAGAGGAGUAUGACAUCAAGUGGACUAUGCCUCACUGUGUCCUCACACUUAAACUUAUUGGUUUGUCAUUUGAUUACUAUGACGGUGGGAAAGAACCAUCCAAGCUGAGUUCAGAGCAGAAGGCGGCGGCCCUGCCGUCUGUGCCCUCGCUGCUCGAGGUGUCCGGCUUCUCCUACUUCUAUGGAGGCUUUCUUGUGGGUCCCCAGUUUACACUGCGCAGCUACCAAAGACUUGUGGCGAGGGAGCUCACCGACUGCCCUGGAAAAGUUCCCAACAGUGUCAUACCAGCUAUGAAGAGGUUUGCUCUGGGUUUUCUCUGCCUGGUCAUAUAUGCGAUAUUUAGUCCUCAUUACCCAGACAGCUACUAUUUAACAGAUGAGUAUGAGGUGCAACCAUUCUGGUAUCGCUGUGUGUUUAUUCUGCUGUGGGGCAAAGUCAUUUUGUAUAAAUAUGUCAGCUGUUGGGUUAUAGCGGAGGGUGUGUGUAUAUUAUCUGGAUUGGGGUACAAUGGACUGGUGGACGGUAAGCACCAGUGGGAUGCCUGUGCCAAUAUGAAGGUGUGGCUCUUUGAAACUACGCCGCUCUUUGGAGGAACCAUUGCUUCUUUUAACAUCAACACAAACGCCUGGGCUGCCAGACAUGUGUUCAAGCGGUUGAAGUUCCUGGGCAAUAAGACUUUAUCUCACGUGGCCACGCUCUUCUUUUUAUCGAUUUGGCACGGCCUUCACUCCGGGUACAUCUUGUGCUUCUCCAUGGAGUUCUUCAUCAUCACUGUGGAGCGACAGGCCCAGGCAUUAGUAAGGGACAGUCCCACGCUGACGAAGCUGGCCAACAGCGCACUCUACCCCCUCAUCUAUGUAGUCCAGCAGUUUAUCCACUGGCUCUUCAUGGGGUAUCCUCUAGUGGCAUUCUGCAUCUUCAGUUAUGACAAAUGGCUCAAGGUGUAUUCGUCUGUCUAUUUCUGUGGUCACUUAUUCUUCCUAGUAGCCUUUUUAAUCAUGCCAUACCUUCGUAAGGCACUGGUGCCUAAAAAGGAGCAGAGGGAGAAGAAGCAGGACUAAAAUGUGGUACUACAACUUGGCUUGGUGCAUCCAUGUUAAGACUGAAUAUCCACUGAAGGGAACUGCGACUUUCAAGGAGCAGAGCGGAAAAUAUUUUAAGGCCUUUUAGUAAUAUAUGUCCAUGUAAAAAUAAAUUUCUAUAUAUUUUUGUGUUUCAGGCAGGAAGGGCGUUUUUAUAAACAUUUGGAAAAAUGUUUACAGGAAAUUACCAUUGUGCCACAGGGAGGUAAUUGUGAGCCAAUCAGGAGCAAUUUCCUUUUUCUUUUUUUUUUUUUGUCCCCACAUGUGGGACUCUGAGAUUGGUAUGCUGUCCACACAGAACUGCACACACUCACCAGUUACAGGUUCAGAGUCUGUGUUUUUGGCUCAGUGUUUUAUUCUUUGUUCUUGUUCCAUGUCCACAAUGAACAGGAAUUUUAAUGUGUCACUUUUUGGUAUACUAUGACAUGCAUACAGUUUUUUUUUUCUUUUUUUUUUUUUGCAGAAGGAGAUUGAUGGUAAUUGUAAUCAUCAUCAGGGCUUUUUCCUAAAUAGCUGCCAGUGGUUAUACAAGCACUCUAAAAUCACACACUGUACACUAACACCCAAAUCCAAAUGGCCUUGUAUUAAUGAAUGUUUUUACAGUACAUUUGUUCUGGAUUUAAUUUGAUUUGAUAUAUUGGGGGGUGGGGGUGGGGGUCUGAUUUUUAUAAUGUUAACAUGUUUUAUGAAAACGAACUUUUUGUAGCUUUGGAAAACAUUUAAGAUUUCCUGCCUUUCCUCAGUGAUGGUUUUCUUCUGGCCACAUCUCCUCCUCCUCUCCCUUUGUUCAGUUCGUGCUACUCCUCUGUGUGUCUGCCUUGAUUCAAGCCCCUCACUGAAAUGCACAGUUGUGAAAGUGAACAACCUUACAGUCAUUACAGUUAAUUGUUUUGGUUCUUUUUGUGUUCUGGUGUGUAUGAAAAGGAGGGGCCACAGGCUGUCUUGGGGGAAGUUUGAGGAAUUUUCUUAUUUUGAACUGGAAGCGAACAAGUAAAAUUUGGGGGGCCGGGGAGAUGAUCCAGCCUACUAGGGUAUGUUGAAGUGGAAGGAUCCCCAUCCCACUGUGGGAAUACCAGCUUUUCUUUAUUUCUGGAGGAGGGGCUGUUUUAUGUCUGAUCCAUGGUAUGCUGGAGGAAGACCUCCGCCACUGAGGCCAGCACACACACAUGGGGAGGACGGACCUCGCUGUAACAGCAGCCCAGAUUUUUGGUAAUAUUUAUACAUGACAUGGGGGAUUAAUUGACAUGAACUGCUAUUUUAAGAGACUACUUUUUCAUGCCUUACUCCUAGAAGAUGUAGAAAGGAACAAUAGAUGUAAGUGGCAAAGCGGAUGAGGAGGGUGAUUUUGUUUUUGGGUUUUUUUUUUUUAAAUACU